AUGGCUCAGACGGAGAGCAACGCAUUGGCGAGGCUGAGGCUGGACACGUCUUUCGAACGAACGCACGAUCUCGGGUGGCGGAGUGAAAAUGAGAACAGAGGAGUGCAGGAUCAUGGCGACGGUAUCGAGGGCGGUCAUACCAACAAGUUCUACGAUUAUGACACGCCCCGUUGCGGUACUGAUGAAGACAAUAGUGCAAUGAAUGGCCUACAUUCAGCGACCCCUCCUAUCUCAGUGCCCCGCCACGAGGAGCCUUCGAAAGAAGAUCUCAGUUAUCCGCACAAACCAGAUGAUGUUCGUGCCUCGCCUCUCGAGAGUUUUAUUCAGAACCGGAGUCCAUCCUUCGAUUUCGACCAUAACGCCAUUCGCGAUAGCGCCCAGCAGGAGCCGCUGGGAGAACCGUUGCCGAAACGCAAUACCAGUAUCAGAAAUUUUCAGCGUUUCCAACCACGAAGCUCAGGGUUGAGGAACGCUUUGUCGCAAGAGGAUGAUGAAGCUUCUCAGCCAAAGUACCCAGCCUGGGGUUUCAGCCCCAGAAAAUAUCAAAGCCAACGGGCUUUUCCAACUGCAAGCCCUCGUGCUGUAUUUCCGACCAGCCCAAACGACGAUCUACCGGCAAAUGCUACUUCUCUGACGUCAGUGUCCACUGCAUCACCUCUUGCUGAGGAGCUGCGAACUCCUCCAGAGGGAUUCAGGGGGAUGUCGUCGCCACUUUGCAUGGCAUCCCCCAACUCCUUAGAUGACCGCAGUUCCUGGUCCGGCAGCGCUGUGACGCCUUUCGGGAGUAAACCACGGGGUCUUCGGAGCAACACGACCCAAAGCCGGCGGUCUACUACCUCAAGUGGAAAAUCCCCAGCUAGCAUGUUCUUGUCCAUGUGGAGUGGUCGUCCAGAGACAGAGCCUACUCCACAGCCUGACGACGAAGGUCAGAUGGUCGGGACGGAGUACGUGCUUGGCAAACCGAUAGGCCAUGGAGGUUUUAGUACAGUGAAAGAGGCAUAUAAGGUGGAGGAACAUGGAGAGCCACGACGGUUGGCUGUCAAGAUUGUUAAGAAGCAAAUUUCGGAUAAGAGCGAGAAGGAGAACGACGAAGUUCAGGCAGAGUUCGACCACGAAGUUCGAGUGUGGCGGUAUCUCAAUCAUCCCAACAUCCUAACCCUGGAUGCUGUCUAUGAAACGGACUAUGCGACAUUCUGUUUCACCAAAUACGCUAUCGGUGGUACUUUAUUUGAUUCGAUCCGUCAAAACCGCAAUGGUCUGGAGACCAGUCUCGCAAAGAAAUAUACCUACCAACUCGCAUGUGCGCUGCGAUACCUACACGAAGAUGCACGGGUAGUGCACAGAGACAUCAAGCUCGAGAACUGCCUUCUCGAUCCAGUCGAAGGCACACAAACGUCAAACCUCGUCCUUUGCGAUUUCGGCAUGGCAGAGUGGAUGGCAACGGACAACGGUCCGGAUUCGCCAGAUCCGUACGACGACGAUGCAGACCGUCCACCACCAAAGACCAUUGGACCUGCGGAGUCAAGUACCAGCGUCGCCGGAAGCUUGGAAUACGCGUCUCCAGAGUUACUACAAUCCUCAAACGGGAUCAUCGACCCCGUGGUGGACAUCUGGGCCUUUGGUGUCAUUGUGUUCACUGUUAUUGUCGGCUCACGGCCGUUCCAGGACCCCUUCAAGCCUCGCGUGCAAGCAAAUAUCAUUGCCGGUAAAUGGGAUCAACAAUCGGUGCUGGGAAUGUUUGAGGACCCGCAUACUCGCCAAGAUCGAGAGGACGCACUCGAGCUGAUCAAAGGCUGCCUCGAGAUGGAUAUUGAGAAGCGUUGGACUAUUCGAGAGAUCUUGUCGUCACGCUGGUUGGACGGAUUUGCGGAAUGCAGUUCGCCAAUUCCUUGGAGGCUAUAA
Messenger RNA from Aspergillus chevalieri, 1902 nucleotides. RefSeq lists its product as uncharacterized. Bases 1 to 1902 code for a protein of 633 amino acids. Lineage: Eukaryota; Fungi; Ascomycota; Eurotiomycetes; Eurotiales; Aspergillaceae. The record is from RefSeq and is a predicted model, not a curated record. The transcript has a single exon. Gene Ontology annotation, molecular function: protein serine/threonine kinase activity; ATP binding; tau-protein kinase activity. Gene Ontology annotation, cellular component: cytoplasm. Gene Ontology annotation, biological process: protein phosphorylation; microtubule cytoskeleton organization; intracellular signal transduction.